ACGGACACUCCUAUAGCUACGGGCAAAACAAGGGACGGUCAGCUGACGCACGUUGACGCUGCGUUGACAUUUUGGCACAUGUUUUUAAAGUUCUGAGCUUAAAUGGCCGUAUUAUUCCUAUUUCGACCUCGCACUCAAUGCCUUUGAGUUGCGGCAUUCUGAUUGUGUCGUAGGCAGAUUUCAACUGCUCAAACGAAUCAUGAAUAAUGAGCUUCAUCUCUCUGAGGAUUCUGACGACGGCUCAUCACCUUCAACCCCAGAAGAUGGUACAAUCAAAGGAAACUCAGAAGAAGAAAAGUCUACCUGUGCGAAUGACUCAAAGGGAUCUACAUCUAAGUUCACAUGUGAUGUAUGUGAUAAGGCCUAUAGGCAUAAAUCUGAUAUGCUCCGUCAUCGACGUAGUCAUGUUGAAUCAGUUGUAAAAUGCUCUCAAUGUCCAGCAUCUUUUCCUACUGAGAUGUCUCUAAAGAAGCAUGCUGCAGCAAAGCAUAGCAAUGAAAGUCGUGACUUUGGUGACCAUUUUCUUGCACAACUAGUUCUUCCAGGUUCUAAUGCCGACAGUGAAGAUCCGCCUUCACCUGAGCCUAAAUAUGAGAAUAAAGCAGCUGCAGAUGCUGCCAAAGGAUAUCCAUGCAGUCCAUGUGGGUUGAGAUUCAGAGACAAAAGAGCUCUUGACCGUCACAACAAGAUGCACACUGAUGUUGAGAAACUCAAAGGGUACCCCUGUAACCAGUGUGAGGAGCGUUUUAGAGACAAAAGAGCACUGGAACGCCAUAUCAGACAGCACUCUAAACCUUAUAUGUGCAUUCAAUGUAGGGCGCGAUUUUCAACUGAUGAAUUAUUGAAAGAACAUGAAAGCAAGCAUGAAGAUUUAAAACAGUACAAUUGUGAAAAAUGCAAACAGGUUUAUUCAAGUGCUCGUAAUUUAAAGCGCCAUAUGCAGAUCAACCACUCAAGUGUGAAACAGUUAAGCUGCCCAGUGUGCAGAAAAGACUUCCUUUCUGAUCAGGACCUAACCGCUCAUAUGAAAAAACAUGAAGAGACUACCUGUAAUCAAUGCACUGCCGUUUUUGAUACAGAAGAAGAACUGAGAAGUCAUGUCUGCACCAUGCAAUGUCACUUUUGCAUGGAGUUGUUCGCAUCCAAGACAGCUUUGGAAGAUCAUAUGCUUAAUCUUCACGCAGCAGAACUAGAGGAAGAGAGGAGUGAUGAUUAUCGGAUGGAUGGAGAUGAUGAUUUUGAAGAUGAUGAUGAUGACGAUGAUGAUGAUGAUGAGGAUGAUGAUGAUGACAGUAAUGAUAUGAGGUUUGAACCUAAAUUGUCGAUUGUAGAGGACAGUGUUGAUAAUAUGGAAAUCGCUGAUGAUGAUGAUAAUGAUGAAGAUGAAGAUAUGGUGAGAACACCAGAGGAUGUUAACUCCGAAGAAGGAUCUGAUAUGGAGAAUGGAAUUAAUGACUUCGAUACUAGCCCUCAAGAUGACACUCCUUUAUGUAUUGCAUGUGGGACAUCAUUUCAUACUACAAAAGACUUAAAAAUCCACAUGGUUGAACAUGCAAGAAAACGUUCUUUUGGUUGCCUUAAAUGCAAUAAGAACUUUACAACGAUGACAAACUUGAGACGCCACUUACAACAUCAUGAGAAGAAUACUUGCAAAAGAUGUGGUCUAUUUUUCAUUCAUGCCAAGUCUUUGGAAAUACAUGAUUGUGGAUACACACCUCAUUGUAAUAUUUGCAACAGGCCAUUCAACUCAAAGCGUGAAUACCGUCUUCAUAUGUCUACCCAUGGAAUAAUUGAAGAAGAAGACAAGAAUGAGUGCUAUAAAUGUGCUGACUGUGGCAAAACAUUUGCCAAAUUCAUGAAUUUCCGGGCUCACCGGGCUAAUCAUACUGGCGAGAAGCCUUUUGUGUGUCGAGAUUGUAGUGAAGGAUUUUUAUCUGCAACUGCUUUAAGAAUUCAUCGCCGCUCUCACACAGGGAAAACUUACUUUAGUUGUCCAUUAUGUGAUGCAACUUUUGUCUAUGAGUUCAAGCUAAGGCAGCACAUGUUGACUCAUAAAACUGAUGAGGAAAUGCCAUUUCAUUGCCCCCAUUGUCAACAAGGGUUUGUGGCAAAAUCUGGUCUCCUUCGCCAUGAAGUUGUUUGUCAGUCACAAUCAUCUGAAGUAAAUAAAGAAGAAAGUGCUGAAGCUAUGCGUAGGCAAAGAAUGUACAACAGAAGCAAAGUUGGCAAAAACCCUAACAAGAAGUGUCAUGAAUGUGGAGAAACUUUCUUACGAUAUGAUCAAUUCCUUUUGCACAUGAGAACUCACAAUGACAAGGCAGAACUCCCAUUACAGUGCUCAUACUGUCCUAAAGGCUUUGUUCAUGAAUAUAAUCGCAAACAACACGAGAGGUUUUGCUCAAAACGCUCUGCUGAAGAAAGGGAAGAACGUCUCGAGAAGGAAAGGGACUACAACUUGUACAAAACCUUCAAAGGCCAAAAAGUAUUCAAAUGUCCUGAAUGUAAGCAAAUGUUCCGAUAUAGGCACAAAUUUGUUUUGCAUCAAGAAACCCAUAAAAGUGAUGGAGAAAAGAAGUAUCAUUGCUCUCUUUGUGGUGGUGGAUUUGUCUCUAGAUCGGGGUUGAAGAGGCAUGGAAUGCAUUGUGAAAAGCGAUCCCAACUAGAAAGGGGACAGCGGCAAGAGAAGAAGAAGCAAAAAGCAAGCAUGCUUAAACACUCCAGAAGUAGAUCGAAAGGAGAAGAAAAAAGUCUGUGGUGUGCUGACUGUGGUGGAGGGUUUACAGACAAGCAAGAACUUGCGAACCACAGACUUUCAUGUGUCAGAGCUAUGAUUUCAGGAAAGAAAAAAGUCGUGACUAAAACUGCUCUGAAAGAUUUUAAAUGUCCAAUUUGUACCAGAGUUUUCCAUUUUGCACACAUUCUGAAAUUACACAUGGAUGCCCAUAAUGGAAUAUUCCCAUACCAGUGUAAGAUGUGCUCAAGGGGAUUCACCCUGAAAUCAAGUUACCUUCUGCACAAAUGCCUCAAGGGGUCAGAGUCUGGUGAAAGAGAUGGUGAAGGAACCUCUUUGGAUUAUAUGGACGCAGAAAUGCAAAUGGACCCUGCUAUUAAACAAGAACCUUUAGAUGAGGAAGCUUAAAGUUCUAUGAACUGUUUGUAAAAUUUUUGCACAGACUUCUAGAUAUGCACCUAGAACAAGUUUCUUCAAUUUUUAAGCCCAACGUGUGCAAUGUGUGAUUUGUUAAUACACAUCUUUCAGUGCGUUAUUUCCUGAUUGAAACUUUCAAAUAUUUUUCACUGUUUUUUGUUCAUUAAUUUUAAAGAGAGUAAAAGGAGACUUUAAAGAGUCUAUCUUGGAGGAUUAUCUGUAACAUCAGAUUUUCUUUAUGUGCAAUAAAAAUAAAUAUUUUUUGUUGAUACAGAAUGUUAAUUUUAUGAUCCAGCUUUACAUAGUAUACAUUGUUUAAAACUUCUGAUAAAUGGUUGCUGAUGUGCCAUUUUUGUUUUUGGUUGUAUAACCUGCAUGUGUAAUUCAUUCUCCCAUGUUAGCUCUGGUUGUGUGAGUAGCUAUCCGUACUUCAGGCACUCAUUAUUAGAGUAUUAUUUUCCUAUCAGAGUGAUAGCUGCAUAAUAUGUUCCUGCUUGACAUGUCACUAUGUAAUUAUGUCAAAUGUGUAUUAACAAGUAUUGAUCCCGGUUAUUACGACAGUUCUUAAGACUGACAUUUGCAAUAAAUUCUUAAAGCUUGUAAUGUGAUGACUAAGUCAAUGUGGUGUUAUUACUUUCAAAUUUUAGUUAUGAUAUAUCUGUUUAUAUUUUUAUUUGAAAAUGUGUACAUUUUCUAAUGCUGUUUAUUUGUUUAUGUGAAUGUUUAAAUCACAAUAUUGUCCCGCACUUUCCACGUUGAACAAAACUAAUGGCCUGGUUUGUCCGGUUUGUCUGAGUGAAGAAUUUAGGUAAUUGCGUUUUAUACUUUUGGUAGGAACUGUUAAUGUUCAGAUUACCUUCCAGAAAGAAUAUCUGGCAGCUUUAGUUUUUGAAGUAAGUUUAAGAUGUUAUCCAUCAGUUUUAAGGCAUACAAAUUCAGUAGCUUGUUGAGUAUUGUUCUGAAUUAUAGGUCCUACAUUUAACAAUGCAGAAGUCCUUGUCACUCUGGGAUUUGUUAAUGUUAAACUAAUUCUAUUGAGACACAUGAAUAGAAUAUGAAUCUUUCAUUGAUAAACACGUUUCUUAAUCACUUUUUUUUCCUCAGGUAAAGUAUAGUUUCUGAUUUUAAAUCAAAAAAUUAUUAUUACCAAAUUCCUGUACUAAGUUGGAUGGGGACCAAUGUAUGAGCUUAUUCUUGAUAGUUGUUCUCAGGUGUAAUUAGGUAGUUAACAGUCUCCACCUAUAUUUUCAUCAAAGAACAAAUUUGUAGCCACAGCUCCUUUUUUUAUAAUGAAACUUUGUGGAAAUCGUGGUACUUUAAGGUUGUGGUGAUUUAUCUAGUUAAUUGUUGAACAGAGCUCAAUUGUCCUUACAAGAAAAAUUUAGAGUAAGCCAAUUUUUACCAAUAAACAUUUUGAAGAAAUCCUA
Frankliniella occidentalis (western flower thrips) is the source of this 4575-nucleotide messenger RNA. Its product is annotated as zinc finger protein 14-like. The transcript is spliced from 2 exons. Gene Ontology annotation, cellular component: nucleus. NCBI's taxonomy places the organism in Eukaryota, Metazoa, Arthropoda, Insecta, Thysanoptera, Thripidae. Gene Ontology annotation, biological process: regulation of transcription by RNA polymerase II. Gene Ontology annotation, molecular function: DNA-binding transcription factor activity, RNA polymerase II-specific; RNA polymerase II transcription regulatory region sequence-specific DNA binding. Bases 200 to 3139 code for a protein of 979 amino acids. The record is from RefSeq and is a predicted model, not a curated record.